AUGGAGUCCAAGACCAACGAGUGGAAUAAGAAUGACGACCGGCUGCUGCAAGCUGUGGAGAAUGGAGAUCCAGAGAAAGUGGCUUCGCUGCUGGGCAAAAAGGGAGCCAGUGCCACCAAACAGGAUAGUGAGGGCAAAACUGCUUUUCACCUGGCUGCUGCUAAAGGACAUGCUGAGUGCCUCAGAAUUAUGAUGACGCAUGGUGUGGAUGUCACGGCACAGGAUGGUACAGGGCACACUGCUUUACAUCUUGCAGCAAAGAACAGCCACCUUGAUUGCAUCAAGAGGCUUCUUCAGUCGAAAUGCCCAGCAGACAGCACUGACAACUCUGGGAAAACAGCUUUACAUUAUGCGGCAUCAUGUGGCUGCCUUCAAGUAGUUCAACUUUUGUGUGAGCACAAAUGCCCAAUUAAUGUCAAAGAUUUGGAUGGGAAUAUACCCCUGCUGCUCGCAGUACAAAAUGGCCAUGCUGAGAUAUGUAAACAUCUUCUGGAUCACGGAGCGGACAUCAAUUCCAGGGACAAAAAUGGAAGAACUGCUUUGAUGCUGGCUUGUGAAGCUGGAGGCCUUAACGUUGUGGAAACCUUGAUUAGAAAGGGUGCUGACUUCAGCCUUGUAGAUGCCCUUGGACACGAUGCCCUACAUUACUCAAAGCUCUCUGAGAACGCUGGGAUUCAGAGCCUCCUCCUGUCGAAGAUCUCUCCAGAUGCCGAUACGAAGUCACCAACAAAGCCAAAGCAGCAUGACCAAGUCUCUAAAUUAAGUUCAGAAAGAAGUGGAACUCCAAAAAAACGCAAAGCCCCACCUCCUCCUAUCAGUCCUAUCCAGUUUAGUGAUUUGUCCUCUCCACGUUCAGCAACCUCAACUCCAAUUGCUGGAAAAGGACAGGCGUUCUUCGCUGAACAAGUAUGCAAGGAAGAGAUCAGCUCCAUUCAGCGAGAUAACAAGGAUAGACUGAGUGACAGCACUACAGGUGCUGAUAGCUUACUGGAUAUAAGUUCUGAAACUGACCAGCAAGAUCUGCUUGUAUUGUUGCAAGCAAAAAUUGCUUCUCUAACACUACACAAUAAGGAGUUACAAGACAAAUUACAGGAAAAAGCACCCAGAGAAACAGAAAUGGAUUCCACCCUAGAUUCCUAUCAUUCCACCCAAACAGAGUUUGAUCAGUCAGUGGACAGACAAAGUCAAACCUCCGCUCAGGAGCUAAAAUCAUCCUCAUUAAAUGCAACACAAACUCAAGAGAAGUCAACAAACAACAAUGAAGUAAAAAUUAAGCAUCUACAAGAAGAUUUAAAGGAUGUACAGAGGAAAUUAGAUAAUUCCGAAGCAAAAAGAAAGCACUUAGAGACCCAACUUCAGUCUAGAAUCCCAGAAACAAUUCAUUUAAACAGUGCAGAUAUUUCAGAAAAUAGCUCUGAUCUUAGCCAGAAACUUAAAGAAACCCAAUGCCGGUAUGAAGAAGCUAUGAAAGAGGUCUUGAAUGUACAAAAGCAGAUGAAAUUGGGUCUUGUUGCUUCUGAAAACAAAGAUACUUACUCGGAUGUCCAUGAACUGAGGGUUACAUGUGAGGAAAUUGAAGUGCUAAAGCAAGAACUCAGGAAAGCAUUAGAGGAAAGUGAAAGGCAUAAAGAGAAAGUGAGAGAGCUACAGGAAAAACUUGAAGAAAGAGAGCAGAACGUUGCUAGCAAAAUGUCUGUGGAAGAAUGUGAGGAAAUAAAAAAUUCUUAUUGUUCAAUAAUUGAGAACAUUAACCAAGAGAAAGCUUUGUUGAUUGAGAGAUACAAAGAAGGGCAAGAAGAAAUCAAAAGACUACAAGACAAGUUAAAUCAGAUGCAGUUGGAAUCCAGUGAUGAACCUCAGGAGAUGAAAGAAGCAAGGAUUAGAAUGAUAGAUGACCUACACAGACAAGUUAGUGAGCUGUCUCAGUUGUACAAAGAAGCACAAACAGAGCUUGAAGAUUACAGGAAGAGGAAAGCAUUAGAGGAUGUAGCUUUGGAAUACAUUCCUAGAGAUGAGCAUGAGAAACUGAUGCGGGUAACAAAUUCAUUGAAAGAUAAAGCUGAAGAUGCAUUAUCUGACAUGAAGUCCCAGUACACACAGGUAUUAAAUGAAGCAGCACAGCUCAAGCAACUGAUAGAUACUCAAAAACAAAACUCUGUACCAGUUGCUGAGCAUCUUGAGGUGGUAACUGCUCUCAGGUGUACGGCAAAAGAAAUGGAGGAAGAAAUAAAUGAACUUAAGGAAGAGCUUAUUAACAAGGAAACUGAGGUAAGAAAUCUGCAGAAGGAAUUGUUGGAAGAAAAAGCUGCAAUUAAUGAAGCGAUGGUGCCCAGAGCUUCAUAUGAAAAACUCCAGUCAUCGUUAGAAGGUGAAGUUAAUAUUUUGUCAUCCAAACUAAAGGAUUUAAUGAAAGAGAAAGAGAACGUGUCCUUAGAUGCUGCACAAUUGAGAAAUGAAGUUUUGCAAUUAAAAGAGGAAAAAGAAGGUGCUCAAACUCUCCUUGAGGCUAAGGAGCAGGAAAUAAAUGGACUUUACCGUAAGUACCAUCAAGCUCAAGAAGAUCUUCUUGACAUGAAAAGAUAUGCAGAAAGCUCGUCAAAGCUAGAAGAAGAUAAAGAUAAAAAGAUCAAUGAGAUGUCCAAGGAAGUUAGCAAGUUAAAAGAAGCAUUGAACAGCCUUUCUCAGCUUUCCUACUCAACCAGUGCACCCAAAAGACAAAGCCAACAGCUGGAGGCAUUACAGCAACAAGUGAAACAGUUACAAAAUCAACUGGCUGAAACAAAGAAACAGCACCAGGAGAUUGUAUCAGUUUACAGGAUGCAUCUUCUCUAUGCUGUGCAGGGUCAAAUGGAUGAAGAUGUUCAGAAAGUGCUUAAACAGAUUUUAACAAUGUGCAAAAGCCAAUCACAAAAAAAGUGA
Messenger RNA from Emys orbicularis (European pond turtle), 2919 nucleotides. It is a transcript of the gene RAI14, whose product is annotated as retinoic acid induced 14. The record is from RefSeq and is a predicted model, not a curated record. The transcript has 17 exons. The coding region runs from base 1 to 2919 and encodes 972 amino acids. Gene Ontology annotation, molecular function: protein binding. NCBI's taxonomy places the organism in Eukaryota, Metazoa, Chordata, Testudines, Emydidae.